AUGUCAUCAUCUCAUAGACGUGGGCCUUGGUCGCCAGCUGAAGAUUCGUACUUGGUACAACUUGUUCACACACAAGGAGCUUUGAACUGGGUGAGAAUUGCACAACUCAUCGGUUCAAGGUCGCCAAAGCAAUGUCGAGAACGUUAUCACCAAAACCUCAAGCCAACUUUGAACCACGACCCAAUCAGUCCUGAAGAAGGACUUCAAAUCGAAAGAUUGGUAGGAGAGAUGGGCAAGAGAUGGGCCGAAAUCGCUCGAAGGCUUCAAGGACGAAGUGACAACGCCGUAAAGAACUGGUGGAAUGGAAGCAUGAACCGAAGACGUCGUUUGGUUCUUCGUAGAAGGACUUCAUCUCACUCACAUUCCUUCAACGAGCAAUCUGAAACCCUAUCAUUUGCACGACCAGUUCACUCCCAUUCUCACACCACAUCUCGCCACAUUGACACCUUUUCAUCUCGAAGAAUACAUACUUCUCUUCCUUCACCAUCAGUAUCCGAAGCAUCCCGAGCAGAAUCACUCGAUGGUGCUCCCUCCUUAAUCUCAGACACCUGCUCAAACUUCUCCAUCUCUCCCAGAGUAGCAUCCUCACCCUCCCUCGAACUUCCACCUCUCUCAUCAUUCGACCGUAUCAACUCUCGAAGACCGUCUCUCCCACAACUUCAAAUUAGACCUAACACCUCACCAUACGCAUCAGAGUUUGAAUCACAAUCAUUAUGUCAUCCAUCAUUAGAAAGAGAAUCAUAUUACACUCACGCACAUUUCAACUCGAUAAAAUCUUCUCAUCACAGCAGAGGCCCGAGCGUUGCGAGUAUAUCCGUGAAUUACCCACACCGUCGCUCAGAGCAACAAUACCCUAGUACCCUACCUCCAUCUCCACCUCGCGACUCACAUCAUCAACGCGAGUAUUAUAUCUCAGGGCGUGCACAGCAACAAGAAACUCCAAGAGGAGCUCAACAGCCAUUGACUGCGCCACCAAGUCCUCAACAUAUUCAGUUGGCCCCUAUCCGAUCGAUCAGUCCUGGGAAUACUUAUUCUCGGGAGGCAAAGGAGAGGGACACGAGGAUGCAACUUACGAACCUUUUACUAUGA
Molecule: messenger RNA, 1089 nt
Organism: Botrytis byssoidea
Lineage: Eukaryota; Fungi; Ascomycota; Leotiomycetes; Helotiales; Sclerotiniaceae
Exons: 1
Coding region: 1-1089 (362 amino acids)
Biological process (GO): mitotic cell cycle; positive regulation of transcription by RNA polymerase II
Cellular component (GO): nucleus
Molecular function (GO): RNA polymerase II cis-regulatory region sequence-specific DNA binding; DNA-binding transcription factor activity, RNA polymerase II-specific
Source: RefSeq, a predicted model, not a curated record